AAAAAAGGAGUAUCCGCUUCGUCGCGAAGGAAGUGCGCAGGACUCUGCGAAUUUCCCGGAUAGAGUUUUAUCGCCAUAUUUAGUGCAGGGUCGCCGGCAGUGUAUGAGGAUUUUAAGCCGCCGUUGCUCCACUAAGUAACUCAAUAGCAUAUUUGCUCACUUUCCUAUAACCUUCUCAUCCCUCUGCACAAGCAAACAACGUCGCUUACCAUUCCCACCUCCUCCCGAUCCCCAAGUGACCAUGGCAGAUCGAGAGCAUUUGGUAUACCAGGCUAAACUAGCAGAGCAAGCAGAGAGAUACGAUGAAAUGGUGGAGACGAUGAAGAAUGUUGCAGGGAAGGACAUCGAGCUCACAGUAGAGGAGAGAAACCUGUUAUCAGUUGCGUAUAAGAAUGUGAUUGGUGCGCGGAGAGCUUCCUGGAGGAUAAUCAGCAGCAUUGAGCAGAAAGAGGAGAGCAAGGGCGGAGAGGACAAACUCAAAAUGAUCCGAGAAUACAGACAAACGGUUGAGAAUGAGCUGAAAUCUAUUUGUAAUGACAUACUGGAUGUACUGGACAAACACCUCAUUCCUGCAGCCAACACAGGAGAAUCCAAAGUUUUCUACUACAAAAUGAAGGGUGACUACCACAGGUACCUAGCAGAGUUUGCGACAGGUAAUGACAGGAAGGAAGCAGCAGAGAACAGUUUGGUGGCGUAUAAAGCUGCCAGUGACAUUGCCAUGAUUGAGCUCCCACCCACACAUCCUAUCCGGCUCGGCCUAGCACUCAACUUCUCUGUCUUUUACUACGAGAUCCUUAACUCCCCCGACCGCGCAUGCAGGUUGGCGAAGGCAGCGUUUGAUGAUGCGAUAGCUGAGCUGGACACACUGAGUGAGGACAGUUACAAGGACUCUACACUCAUCAUGCAACUGUUACGGGACAACCUGACGCUGUGGACUUCAGACAUGCAGGGAGAUGGUGAAGAACAAACUAAACCAGCACAGCCAGAUGCUGAGGAAGAAAAGCAGUGAGAUGUGUCCGCCAACAUACUAAACCCCCCCUCUCUCUCUCUCUCUCUCUGUCUCUGUUGCUCUCUCUUUCUCAUUCAUCCCUGCCCUCAGGGAACCACAUGGUGUCAUAGAGAAGAGUUCAGAUGCUGAAUGCUGUUGUCCAUCCUUGUUUAUCACUUUAUCUGUCUGUCUUUUUUCCACUCUCGCUUUUCUCCUUGUUUCGUACCUUUGCUCUCAUCUAUCUGACCAUCUACACGAGUCUGGAGUCAUUGAGAGUUCUCAUGUUUUCUCUUAUGUUCACCAAGGCUGCUGCUUAUUGGAUCAAAUAUACAGUAAAAACAACGUAAUACUGAGAGAUAUUAUUGCAAUUUAAAAUAACCGUUUUGUAUUUACAUAUAUUUUAAGGUGUAAUUUAUUCCUGCAAUGCAAAGCUGAAUUUUCAGCAUCAUUACUCCAGUCUUCAGUGUCAUAUAAUCCUUCUGAAAACAUUAAUAAUAAUGGAGGAGCGAAUCUGCAUAUUAGAAUGAUCGUGACACUGAAGACUGGAGUAAUGAUGCUGAAAAUUCAGCUUUGCAUCACAGGAGUACAUUAUUAUUAUUAUUUUUAAAUAUCUAAAUUAAAACCAGUUCUUUUAUAUCAUAUAUAAUAUUUUUGAUCAAAUAAAUGUAGCCUUGGUGAGCAGAGGAGACUUAUUUCAAAAAAUCUUGAACAUCUUAACGACCCCAAACUUGUAAAGCGGUAGUGCACAUUUUUUUUUUUUAGAAAGUUUUAGGGGUUUCAUUUAAUUUUUUUUUAUUUUUAAAAAUCUUAAGCGUUUUUUAAUAAACUAUUCACUUAGACCUUUAUAUGAUUAUUUGAUGCCAGAAUGGGAUUUGGCUUUACUACCUGAUGUGAACUUCAUUGAGAAUCACACUUUAAAAUUUGCUUUGGCUUAUAUCUUUAUUAGUGUUAUUCUGUCGAUUAUUGGGUUGAGUUCAAUGGCAAUUAUUGGAGAUGUUUAUUUUUAGAAGCUUUUUUGAGGUCGGCUGAGAGUAAGAAAAAAAAAAAACAACCUCAAGCUGUGUAUCGUAAAUUUGGCCUCAAAAACAUUUUGCCCUCCUUUUCUAAAGUGAUUGAUUUUGUCAGAAAGUUCUCUGUCUGUGGUAUGGUGUCCUGUGGUUUGUUACAGUAAGUAACUACGCUUUUUAUAAAUGAACGCAACUCUCGCCUCACCGUUAUUCGAAAUGUUGCUGCUGCAAAAAAUAUUUCUAUAAAGCUGUUGUCAAAGCUUUUGUGCUUUGCCUCAGAGCUUUUUGUGUUUUAAGGCAGGAAAAAAAGAGAAAGAUCUUUCUCAAGAUCAGAUGCAAAACUAGCAAGAUGCAUUUGUGUUUUUCUUCAAUAUACUAGUUGGGGAUUUUGGUAAGACUUUACAAUGAGGUUUCAUUUAACAUGAGUUAACUACAUUAUUUAACAAUCCAACAAUAAACGAUAUUACAUUUUUGUUAACAAUAGGUAAUAGUGGGAUAGUUAAACCAAAAUUUUUAAUUCUGUCAUGAUUUCCUCAAUAAAUAAUAGGGUCCAUAAACUGUUUGGUUACCCAUGUUCUUCAAAAUAUCUUUUGUGUUCAGCAAAAGAAAGAAAUUCACACAGGGUUAGGAACAACAUGAGGGUAAUUAUAACAGCAUUUUUAUUUUUGGGUGAUAAUGAACUCUGAACCAACGUAAACAAUCAAACAGUAGUAGUAGUUUUUUUUACUAACGUCAACAAAGGUAAAUAAAUGCUAUAAAUCAUUUGGUUACACUUUAAAUGUCCUUGUUACAGUGUAAUAUUGAUAAACGUUUUCUUACUUUAGGGUUAGUUGCUCGAAUUUAUGCAUAGUUUACUGUUAAUGCUAUGGUAUGUAAUGUAACGCGCCACAAGGAUGCUGUAAAAUAAAGUGUGACAACCGUUUGCUCAUUGCCAGCUCAUGUUAGAUAAUGCAUUAACUAAUGUUGACACAUAUGACGCCUUGUUGUAAAGUGUUACCGGGAUUUCAUUUCUUCGUGUAUCUACUCAUUCUGACUCUUUCUCUCUUCUGUCUGCAUCGUCAUGUAUUUCUUCUGUUCAGUACAUGUAACUUGAAUCUGAUUUGUACUGUUUAUCCUGCCUGAAGCCAACAAACACCUGUCUUCUUAUGGAGACACAGCAUGAGAUCGACUCGACCUUCCGAAUAAAUCAAGACUAAAUAAACGAAUUAAUAAAACACUAUCUUAACCUUU
Pimephales promelas (fathead minnow) is the source of this 3225-nucleotide messenger RNA. It is a transcript of the gene ywhae2, whose product is annotated as tyrosine 3-monooxygenase/tryptophan 5-monooxygenase activation protein, epsilon polypeptide 2. Lineage: Eukaryota; Metazoa; Chordata; Actinopteri; Cypriniformes; Leuciscidae. The record is from RefSeq and is a predicted model, not a curated record.